UUGUUGACCUUUGGGGUGGCUUUGGUGCUUUGUCUCGCGUAUCAAACUCAAGGAAGGCAGCUAUUGUUGUUUUAAUUCCUUUGCUUCGCGACGAGUACUUAGAGUAAACUUAGCAAGUCAACAUUAAUAUGAGCGCGUUCGGGCGACCAUGGCGAAGAUCUGGGAGUUCAACGCUUUGGAUAUAAACGACGAAACAAGUAAAGAUAUGAAUAACAGAAUUGCUUUCGGUAAGAACACAAAGGACCGAGCAACGGAGCAAGCUUUAAGAAGGCUUAAAUACCUCCAUACUUCACUAACCACAUCGAGGCAAACAAGAGGUUCGAGCUUGAAGCCGCUUCAGACGACAAAUUUAGCGCCGAUUUCUACAUUAGAAUCAGAGGAGGAGGAUGGAAAUGUUCUGGAUUGUAAAGGGAAUGAGAAUUUAUCGCUACAACCAAAACACAAGAAGUCUAACUUAAAGGUUAGAAGUAACACUAGACUUCGGUUAGCAUUUAGGCCUUCUAAUAUAAAGACCCAUUCAAGGCAGUUUACGAGUCAGCAGCGUCGUGAUAGGCCUGCGUUUUCGCCAAUUUCUACAAAAAAAGUUAUCCAAAUCAAGGAAAAACUUAAAGAUAGAAACGAGUCACAAGGUAGAACCGCAAAAUCUGCACCGGCAUCAAAUGAAAUGCUGGACUCGAAGGAUUUAAGUUGUCCCGCGUGCUUGGCACAUGAGCUGGCACGCGUCCAUAACAAUAAGGAGGUCAGGUAUUACACCAACAUGAAAAUAAACCAAGUAACAGUCUCCGCACGACCGCAGUCUGAAAAGAACAAAAAAAGAUCAUCCAAGGAAAAAGAGGAAUCUGGGACUCGGGAGAGAGGACUUCGCGUGCCGGAAACUAUGUACGGCGGAUGGGGCGUGCGAGCAAAGGAAGCUCAGAAACACCAUCGCGACUCAAACAGAUCGCUGGACGUUGCCAUCAGAUUACAAACCUUAAAGCUCGCACCUAAAGGUCCCGACUCAGGGGGGAGGGGAAAAGGUCAAAGAGAGUGCUUCCUUCCUCCCCCAACGGCACCCCCCACACCUGUACGGCAAAUUGACAUCAAAAUGCCCGAAGGGUAUUUCAUGCAGUUUAGUUUACAAACGGCAGCGUAGGGCAGUAGAGGAAAGACGAUAUGUGAAAUGUACAUGCGAACACUUGCUAUGCUGCCUACAGUCGUUUGACAAAGGUUACAUCGUCAACCGGCUUUGCGACUACGCGACAAGCCCGCAUGUAAGUGUAACCGUCGGAACUUGACAUUUACCGUGCGGUUACGAAAAAUGUAGAAACAAAUGCAAUACUGAAAGCAAAACUACCAGGUUCUGACACCAGCCAAAAAGUAGGCAAAAA
Nematostella vectensis (starlet sea anemone) is the source of this 1367-nucleotide messenger RNA. RefSeq lists its product as uncharacterized. The record is from RefSeq and is a predicted model, not a curated record. The coding region runs from base 149 to 1132 and encodes 327 amino acids. Lineage: Eukaryota; Metazoa; Cnidaria; Anthozoa; Actiniaria; Edwardsiidae. The transcript has a single exon.